AUGCUGACGAUUGGCGAGACCAAAUCGGGCUCUGUGACAGAGGUCCAAGUGCCUGAAGAAGCCAUCAAGGACGUUGCCUAUGAAUUGUUCCAGGAAGGGGGAGCCAACGAUGAAGUGGACCCGAAAGACUCUUCCCGUAUAGCCAGAAAACUGGACCUCCACAUGAUGUGGGUGCUCUGCACUCUGUAUGGUAUCAACUAUGUGGAUAAGGCAGCCUUGGCAUGGGCCGUGCUGUUCACUUUCGAAGAAGACCUUGGUCUCACAGGAAGCGACUACUCGUGGGUCUCGUCGAUCUUCUACUUUGGCUACCUGGGCGCCCAGUUUCCAGCCUCCUACCUCUUGCAACGCUACCCUGUUGGCAAGGUGAUCUGCUUCUCCACCUUUGCGUGGGGGAUCAUCAUGCUCGCCCACAUGGGUUGCAAAAACUAUGCCGGUAUUCUUGUCUGCAGAUUCCUUCUCGGAGUGUUUGAGGCUCCUGUCUCCGGAGGAUUUGUGCUGUUCACGUCUCUGUUCUACACAAGGAAAGAGCAGGUGUCACGGACCAUGUACUGGGGUUCCAUGCAGGGUAUUUUCUAUGUGAUCUUUGGUUUCGUCACUUACGGUCUGGGCCAUGCCCACGGCUCUUCCUUGAAGGAAUGGCAGCUGAUUUACUUGGUGUUAGGGCUUUGUUCGGUAGCCAUCGCUUGCGUGUGGCUCGCACUGAUCCCAGACUCGCCGGAUAAAGCGAGAUUCCUGUCCAAGGAGGAGAAGAUCAUUGCCGUCAAGAGAGUCUCCAAGAACAUGAUGGGUGUCAAGACAAACGACUGGAAAUACAGCCAGGUCUGGGACUGCCUUGUUGAUCCAAAGACAUGGCUGAUGAUUGCGUUCAUCAUAUUUUCUAUGAUUCCAAACGGUGGUCUAACCAACUUUGGCUCGCUGGUGCUCAAAAGUAUCGUCCACAACAGGGUCCAGUCCAUUGCAAUCGGCGUGGGCAGCUCGUUUUUCUCGUCUGGUCAAAUGCUUAUUUACUCCGUGUUGUCGAUGAGGUACCAUAAUCUGAGAACCAUUGGAAUGAGUGCCCCUCUGCUGCUGGCGAUAGCCGGUUUGUCUGCAGUUUAUGCCACAGAGGACCACGGCGCAAAGUGGGGCCGUGUCUUUGCGUACUGGAUGAUCAACUCGUACGCGGUCACGUGGCCGUUUGCUCUUUCGAUCAUUGGAUCAAACUACGCCGGACACACCAAACGUGCCACCAUGAGCAUGUUGCUGCUGAUUUUCUUUGCUGUGGGAAACAUCAUUGGUCCGUUCUGUUUUACCACCGCGGACGCUCCAAAAUACACCAAGGCUUUGGCUACAAAUCUGGGCUGUUUUUGUGCCUGUUUCCUCAUUGCAGUGCUCCUGAGAGUGUAUCUGAUAUGGGAGAACCGCAGAAGAGACUCGAAAUACGGCCCCGUUGCCGAGCUUACAGAGGAAGAGAGACAACAGGGCAUCAUCAAUGGUUUGAAGGAUCUCACCGACACAGAAAACAAAGAGUUCCGGUUCGUACUAUAA
Molecule: messenger RNA, 1527 nt
Organism: Ogataea angusta
Lineage: Eukaryota; Fungi; Ascomycota; Pichiomycetes; Pichiales; Pichiaceae
Exons: 1
Coding region: 1-1527 (508 amino acids)
Biological process (GO): transmembrane transport
Cellular component (GO): membrane
Molecular function (GO): transmembrane transporter activity
Source: RefSeq, a predicted model, not a curated record